Molecule: messenger RNA, 4320 nt
Organism: Pantherophis guttatus
Lineage: Eukaryota; Metazoa; Chordata; Lepidosauria; Squamata; Colubridae
Gene: HTR4
Product: 5-hydroxytryptamine receptor 4
Biological process (GO): positive regulation of MAPK cascade; chemical synaptic transmission; adenylate cyclase-activating adrenergic receptor signaling pathway
Cellular component (GO): plasma membrane
Molecular function (GO): G protein-coupled serotonin receptor activity
Source: RefSeq, a predicted model, not a curated record
GCCUACAGGAUUUAUAGCGGGUAGGUCCGGGCAAUUUGGGAGCAGCAUUGACGGGAAGAGCGAAAGGCGCUCACCCCUUUUGCGCCAGCCCAGCUAAGUUUUGGCGGGAGAGGAGGACGCUCCGCCGACCUGGGACAAGGAGUCAUCAGAGACCGAACCGCACUAGGAGGCACGAGAAAGCACGGCGGGAGGGUCGGCGCGCUCGACUCCAGGUGCUGAGAACAGCCGGGCGAGCAGAGCCCUUUUGCCUCCCGCUGCUUCUUCGCCUUUUUUCUUUUUUUCCCUCCUCCUCCUCGUCGUCGUCCGCCUCUUUCCUUCUGGAGCGGAGGAAACCUCUCGGCUGCAGCGAGCGCUGUGAUUGGCUGCGCGGGGCGAAAAAGCAGGCAGAGCGCGCGGCGUUUCCUCCCGGAGAGAAGCCGAGCAACGGGAGAGAUCGAAGCCGGGAAGCUGGGCUGACUGAGCUCGCCUCGUACCUUUGGAACCGGCUGGUCGAUCGGGGAAGGGGAAGGGGGGGGGGGACUUCCCGUCUUCCUCGCUCUACGCUCGCUCCUGUCGGGACGAUAACUUUGCCAAGACUCACACGAGACUUGCAAAAAGGAACGGGGCGCCAAAAAAAAAAAAAAAAAAAAGAGGGCGCGGGAGCGUACGGGCUAAGGUAGAGUGCUCCUUCCUAACGCGAUCGCUUCUCUACUUUACGAGGCGCUGCGGACAAGAUGCAGCCAGCCGCCGCUAAGUGGUCAGCCGUACCCUGAAUGGGGGCGCCGGACUUCUCUCCCUGCAGUGAAAUGAACUGGCUAAUGUUGCUGACAUUUUGAUGAUCCAUGGAGAAGCAAGAGGGACCGGUUCUUUAGCAAACUGCCAGUCCCUGGCAGAGGGUAAUGGAAUCAGAAAGAAACAAAGUUGGACAUGUGCUGGAAGGGAAGACUGAUGUAUUAUCAGACCAUCCUUAUCAAUCCCAUAAAAUGAACAUCUGAAAUGAUCACAUCAUCAUAUGAAGUGCCUAAACUCAACUGAAGGAUUUGGUGUGGCAGAGAAGAUUACACUGCUCACUUUUAUUUCAGCAGUUAUUCUUAUGGCUAUCUUGGGAAACCUACUGGUGAUGGUUGCCGUAUGCAGGGACAGGCAACUGAGGAGAAUCAAGACCAAUUAUUUCAUAGUCUCUCUCGCCUUUGCUGACUUGCUAGUAUCUGUUUUGGUGAUGCCAUUUGGAGCAAUUGAACUGGUUCAAGAUAACUGGAUUUAUGGAAGGAUGUUCUGUUUGGUUCGCACUUCUCUUGAUGUCCUCCUCACUACUGCAUCAAUUCUUCAUCUGUGCUGUAUCUCAUUAGACAGGUACUAUGCCAUCUGCUGCCAGCCAUUGGUUUACAGGAAUAAGAUGACUCCUCUACGCAUUGCUCUAUUGCUGAGUGGCUGCUGGGUAAUCCCAAUGUUUAUUUCUUUUCUUCCUAUAAUGCAAGGCUGGAAUAGCAUUGGCAUCAUGGACUUGGUAGAGAAAAGGCAGUUCAACAAUGCAUCCAACUCAACUUACUGCAUAUUCAUGGUGAACAAGCCGUAUGCCAUCACCUGCUCAGUCGUAGCCUUCUACAUUCCAUUUCUGCUAAUGGUUCUAGCUUACUACCGAAUAUACAUUACAGCAAGAGAGCAUGCUCACCAGAUACGAAUCUUACAGCGUGCAGGAGCACCAACUGAUGGACGACCCCAACACCCGGAUCAGCAUAGCACACACCGUAUGAAGACUGAGACUAAAGCUGCAAAGACCCUCUGUAUCAUCAUGGGGUGUUUCUGCUUGUGCUGGGCACCUUUCUUUAUCACAAACAUAAUAGACCCUUUCAUACAUUAUGCAGUUCCUGAUCAGAUAUGGACUGCUUUCUUGUGGCUGGGAUACAUCAAUUCAGGACUGAAUCCCUUCCUUUAUGCAUUCUUGAACAAGUCUUUCAGACGUGCCUUCCUCAUCAUCUUGUGUUGUGGUGAUGAACGAUAUCGAAGACCUUCCAUCUUGGAACAAACGGUACCUUGUUCUACCACUACUAUCAAUGGAUCAACUCAUGUACUGAGUGGCUGUUCCACUAUCUCCAAGUUCCUCCUGCUGUUCUGCAAUAGACCAGUUCCUGUCUAACCCUGAAUAUAUUCUGUACACAGUCUUGUACAAUGGUCAUCACCUGGAACCUGACAAGCUCCCAAUCCACAAUGAUCCAGAAUCCCAAGAGUCCUGCUUCUAACAAGUGGUCUAUGCUGAAAGACACAAGAGGCUCAUGCAUCAGGAACUUAAAUGCCAGAUUGAUAUUGUCUGCGUUGCCAUAAUGCUGUCUUGUAUUGGCUUGACAUUGGCACCAACAGCUCAAGUGUGCUUAACAAUAACAUAGAGCGACAUGGAGUGGUACAAAGUUAUUGUUGCUUCUGAUUGAUGCUUGGAAGUCAUAAUGCUUUGCACGUGAUGAACAAAUGAUAAGCAACAUGCUUGAUUGUCUUUGUGUUUGUUCUAAGUGAUGUGUCAUUCACACAUCUUUUUCUUAUGUGCUAACAAUAUACGUCUUUUCCCCAGACCUUGAAGUUUGACCUAAAAGUGCUAAAAUGCAAUUAUAUUUCUGCUUUACCAAAAACUGAGAGGUUGUUUCUCAAUUAUUUUUAAUAACGAGCUUUGUUGGUGAUGCAACAACAAAAAGGAAGCAUUGCUGUGUGUUGUUUUUCCUAGGCUGCCUGUAGAUGCCAAAGAACAUAAAUAAUAUUCUUGAAGGUGAAAUUGAUGCAAUACAAUGUCCUGCAACCCCCAUCAAAAUGAUCUACUGUAAGAAAAGUAGUCAGUUGAGAAGACUCAUUUUUCACUAGUCAGAGCCCAUUAGCUUUAAUCUCCUGACAUUCUCAUUAGGAUUUUCAUACCCUGAUCUUACUGAUUUGAAGGAAAAGUUAUUUGGGGACUUAAACAAUUGAGGAAACAAAUAGUUUACCUAUACCAGCCAACUAAUUGGCAUCUUGUGGCGUGUUUACUUAGGCACAUUCAAAUCACCUCCGUAGCUUGAUAAUGUAGUAGGAAAAACAAUUGAUGUGUUCCUUAGGUCAUUUAUUUCUCACCCCAAUUUGUCACAAGCUGGGACAUUCAUUCCGGGAUAGUGAACAAUGAACGUAAAAGCAACUCAAGUGUCUGAGUUGAUCAGGAUUUACUAUGAUUUCAGUGUCCCAAAGAAUCAGGGCCAUAAGAUAAAUCAGGAGGAAGCCAUUUCCAGGAACAAAUGACAUAAGCUUCAGCAGCUUGCUGAAAUAGUAAUGGCAGUAGGAACAGUGACUAAUGAAGGGCAGGAUAGCAAGGAAAAGUUUAGUCUCCAGAUUCUCAGUAGAAGAUUAAUUGACUGGGCUCCCACAACAUUCUACAUAGUAAUGUGACUUGUGGACUUGUGAUUUAGGGUGUCAAACCCAGCCAUUAAGGUUUGUAAACUGUGUUUUAUGGACCAGUAUGUUGUGUGAGCUCUGAAGUUCAACAGGGUGAAGAUCAGCAGCAGAGACUUUAUAGAGCUAAGUAGAAGCUCAUCAGCACCUUGAGACACUUGAAUGUGUUAUCUGCCUGGAACAGUAAAGCUGCAGUGUUGCCCCUCUGGAUUAACAGAUCAACCUACAGCUCCUUUGCUUGACAUGCAGGAGGACAUUAGACGCUGGUUGCUGGGAAUCUUAAGCUUUCAGAUGCCUCAUCCCUUUCCUGUUGUCGUUUUUCUUCUUCUUGCACUUUGCAGAGCUAUUUCUCAACAUGACUGUCUGUUUCAAAGGAUGAAAGAAGAAUGUCACUGUCAACAGUUCUUUCUGCUGUGUCCUGCAUGCAGAUGUUACUCUCUAUAUUAAAAUUUCCCUUUUUUUUCAUGUUAUAUUGACAGGCAUGGCUGAAAACCCAAGGGAUGCUGGAAGGUUGAUUUUCAUGUUCUUGGAAGAAACAGAUCAAGUAUAAAUUCGUAGGAAGGCUGUGCAACAUUUCAGCAUUGAUUCCCAAAAGGUGGUUGGGAGACACAGGAGCACAAACUAGCUCCCAUCUCACAUUAUUGAAAACAGCUGCACGAUCCUGCAUGACAAGUGCUGUAUUUGCACAGUUGCAAACACUGAAGCACCUUUUGGAAAUUGGGUCUGAAUCAUUGCAUUGUUCUUAUUUGUCCUGUCCUUGACUGAAAAUCUAACCAAAGAUGAAAACUGUGUUCAAGAAAGUAGAUAGGUACUUUGUUACAUUGUGUAAUUAUGUACAGACAUUUUUUUAAUAUACAGGAGAUAAUUCUGCAUUAUUUAUUAUUAUUUUUAAAAUAAAUAACUAUUUGCCCAUUAAAGGUUUCUAAGUGUACAAGCUAA